Messenger RNA from Chinchilla lanigera (long-tailed chinchilla), 1614 nucleotides. RefSeq lists its product as uncharacterized. Lineage: Eukaryota; Metazoa; Chordata; Mammalia; Rodentia; Chinchillidae. The record is from RefSeq and is a predicted model, not a curated record. The transcript has 4 exons. The coding region runs from base 1 to 1146 and encodes 381 amino acids.
AUGGAGAAGGAGGUGGAGGUAAUUGUGGUGAUGACGAUGGUGAUAGUGAUAGUGGUGGUGGAGAAGGUGGUGGUGGGCACAGACGGAAAAGAGGAGAGAGCCCAGAACCCGCCCCGAGCUGUAGUAUUCAACACUGGGCAGAGAACGAGGAGCCCUAAAAUGAAGUCGAAGCACAGAGGGGAAACCCAGCAGGAGGAAACCCAGUGGGUGAGAGGCCCAAGAAGUAAGAGAGGAAACUGUGAGAUAAGGAGCAGCAGACGCGGUGGCCACAGGAUUCGUGAACGAGGACACCAUGGUGACCCUGAUAAGGGCAGUUUCAGUGGGUCGGGGGUGGAAGUCAUAUUGGGUGGCAGAGGUGUGGAAGGGGAGACAGCAGCUUCCGAUGGACACUUGGAGACACCGGGCUGUGAGGGAGGACAGAGAAAUGAGAGAGAAGUGAAGUGGAGGGCGUGGUGUCCCGGGUGUACUUCCUCAGGCUGGAAGGUGCAGGAGGGUGUUCUUCUGUGCCAAGAGGAGCCAUCCUGUGGGGAGGCAGAGGCCAAGCGGACAGGGAAGGGUUGCAGGGUUGGGCAGCAGGUGUCAUGCAAGGAUGAGCGUGUGGGAAGGGAGUGUGGACACCUUUCCCGGGACGGGGGAAGACAGGGCUGUGCCAAUCUGCACUUGGGUUUCCGCAUUCUCCCAGUGUUGGGUACUGACCUGCAGCCUGCGUCGUCUUCCCUGGCAAGCCUCCCUCAUCUGGCCGCUUUCUGCUUCCUACAAAGUCAGGCCUGCAUUCCUGGGGUCCCCAGCCUCGCCCCACAGGAAGAUUGCCUGCCGUUCCCAGAAAACAGCACACAGUCUGGACCUCUGCAGCUCUCCUCUCCUUCCAAGGCUGCCUGGCAAUCUUCAUCACAUUUCCUGGCUCUGCUCCAGCAUCCCUUCCUCCUCACAGCCUUCCUCACACCCGCAAGAAGGCAGCUGCCCUGCGUGCUGCAAGCCGCCUGGCUGGGGCAUGCUUCCAUGGUGGCGUUUAUCAGCCAGCUUUCUCCUUGUGGACAAGGCUGGCCACUCAUCGAAAGCCCAGUCCUGACAGCCGUGGCUGUGUUCCCAGCAGGGCCCUGUGGGGACCAAGUUUGCAAUCCCCCAUGCUACACAGGCACUGGGUAAAAGGCAAUUACCUUGGGGCUUGAUGAUGAUUUCAAAUCCACGCCCCAGAACUUCAUUUAGCUUGCUAAAAUGAAAGAGAGCUCAGGGUGAUCCUCAGUGGUCCCCUUAGCCCUGCAUGCCUGCACCUUAGUCCUCCCUAGGUAAACACAGACUGAUUCUUGGGAACUCUAAGUAAUGUCCUUAAACGUCCUCCUGCUGCUGCAGUUUGGAUCUGGAGUGCUCUCCAAAGACCUGGCUCUGAAGGCAUGUUCACCAGCUUGUGGUGCUAUUGGGAGGUGGUCAAACCCUUAGGGGGUGGGGCCUAGAGGGAGUAGGUUAGGUCAUUGGGGGCAUGGCCUUGAAAAGAAUAUUGGGACCCUGAGUUUCUUCUCUGUCUUUUGCUGCCUGGCUUCCAUGAGGUGAAAAAGCCUCUACUAUCAUGUGCUCCCAUCACCAUGGGCUGCCUCAGGCCCAAAGCUACAGGGCUAA